Messenger RNA from Salmo salar (Atlantic salmon), 2531 nucleotides. RefSeq lists its product as uncharacterized. Gene Ontology annotation, biological process: regulation of transcription by RNA polymerase II. NCBI's taxonomy places the organism in Eukaryota, Metazoa, Chordata, Actinopteri, Salmoniformes, Salmonidae. Gene Ontology annotation, cellular component: PcG protein complex; chromatin; transcription regulator complex. Gene Ontology annotation, molecular function: RNA polymerase II cis-regulatory region sequence-specific DNA binding; DNA-binding transcription factor activity, RNA polymerase II-specific. The record is from RefSeq and is a predicted model, not a curated record.
UUACUGUCACAUUGAAAGAUGAAGAGGAGGAGAUAGGAGAUCUGAUUAACACCAGAGAGAGACCAGACUCUUGCUAUGACAGCAGGAAGAGUCCUUCAAGGGAACCAGACCCAGAGACACCCAAACCAGCGAGACAACACCACUGCUCCCACUGUGAAAAGAGUUAUUGCUGGUUAGGGAACCUAAAACGCCAUGAGAGGACACACACAGGAGAAAAGCCAUACCACUGCUUCCAAUGUGAAAAGAGAUUUUCCGGAUCAGGGGACUUAAAAGCUCAUGAGAGGACACACGCAGGAGAAAAGCCUUUCCAAUGUUCCCAGUGUGGAAAGAGUUUUAUUCAGUUAGGAAGCCUGAAGGAGCAUGAGUGGACGCACACAGGAGAAAAGCCUUAUCACUGUUCCCAGUGUGGAAAGAGUUUUACUGUGUUAAAUAACCUGAAAAGGCAUGAGAGAAUACACACAGGAGAAAAGCCAUUCCAAUGUUCCCAUUGUGGAAAGCGUUUUACUCAGAGGGGGCACCUACAAGAGCAUGAGAGAAUACACACAGGAGAAAAGCCUCACCACUGCUCCCAGUGUAAAAAUAGGUUUUCACGAGUAGGGGACCUAAAAGCUCAUGAAAGUACACACACAGGAUUAAAGCCUUACCACUGCUUCCAAUGUGAAAAGAGAUUUUCCCGAUCAGGGGACCUAAAAGCUCAUGAUAGGACACACACAGGAGAAAAGCCUUUUCAAUGCUCCCAGUGUAAAAAGAGUUUUACUGUGUUAGCUAAUCUGAAAAGGCAUGAGAGAAUACACACAGGAGAAAAUCGUUAUCACUGUUCCCACUGUGGAAUGAGUUUUAUUCAGUUAGCGAGCCUGAAGGCGCAUGAGUGGACACACACAGAAGAAAAGCCUUUCCAGUGUUCCCAGUGUAGAAAGAUUUUUACCCUGUUAGCUAACCUGAAAAGGCAUGAGAGAAUACACACAGGAGAAAAGCCUUACCACUGCUUCCAAUGUGAAAAGAGAUUUUCCCGAUCAGGGGACCUAAAAGCUCAUGAGUGGACACACACAGGAGAAGAACCUUUCCAUUGUUCCCAGUGUAGAAAGCGUUUUACUGUGUUAGCUAACCUGAAAAGGCAUGAGCGAAUACACACAGGAGAAAAGCCUCAUCACUGUUCCCACUGUGGAAUGGGUUUUAUUCAGUCAAGGAGCCUGAAGGAGCAUGAGUGGACACACACAGGAGAAAAGCCUUUCCAAUGUUCCCAGUGUGGAAAGAGUUUUAUCGUGUUAAGUAACCUAAAAAGGCAUGAGAGAAUACACACAGGAGAAAAGCCAUUCCAAUGUUCCCAUUGUGGAAACAGUUUUACUCAGAGAGGGCACCUAAAAGAGCAUGAGAGAAUACACACAGGAGAAAAGCCUUACCACUGCUCCCAGUGUAAAAAUAGAUUUUCCCGAGUAGGGGACCUAAAAGCUCAUGAGAGGACACACACAGGAGAAAAGCCUUUCCAAUGUUCCCAGUGUAGAAAGAGUUUUACUGUGUUAGCUACCCUGAAAAGGCAUGAGAGAAAACACACUGAAGAAAAGCCGAGCACUGACGGCGUGGAUGGCGAUUAAGGCAGCCCCCUGCACCUCUCUGAUUGGGUUAAAUGCGCAAGACACAUUUCAGUUGAAUGCAUUCAGUUGUACAACUGACAAGGUAUCCUCCUUUCCCAUUCCCUAUUAUAGAGCUCUGCUCAGCCUGUAAACAUGAAAGCAAGGUUAUAUUUAAUGUUCUACAUUAUUAUUAUUAUUAUUAUUAUUAUUAGGGCAGCCACCAAGUUAUGAAAAUUAUGGUAUGUUCUGAGACCUGACUUCAGGUUUUUGAGUAAUCUAGCCUCGCAGGAAGAACAUUUUUUAUUUUAUGGAGGUUUAAUUCAGUUCUCUUUUUCGUAUUUAACUAAAUACUCUGUCUUUGGUAGGAGAGGGAUCAGACUUAUCACUGUUCCCACUGUGGAAUGAGUUUUAUUCAGUUGGGAAGCCUGAAUGAGCAUGAGUCGACACACAGGAGAAAAGUAUUUCCAAUGUUCCCAGUGUGGAAAGAGUUUUACCUGGUUAAGGAGCCUGAAGGAGCAUAAGAGGACACACACGAUAAAAGUCCAACCACUGCUCUCUCUGUGUGGAAGGACAUUUUCCCAUUCAGAGAACCUGAAAUCACGAGGGAAUAGAAAGGCUUUAUUCUGACUUAUAUUUUUGACAGAGAAUUUGUGUUUUUGUUUUGUGCCACAUGAAAUCAUAUUGUUUAUGAUUAUACCUGUCUAUAUAAGGUCCCACAGUUGGCAAUGCAUGUUAGAGCAAAUUCCAAGCCAUAAGGUUGAAGAAAUUGUCCGUACAGCUCAGAGACAGGAUUGUGUCGAGGCACAGAUCUAUGGAAGGGUACCUUAAAAUGGCUGCAAAUUUGAAGGUCCCCAAAAACACAGUGGCCGCCAUCAUUCUUAAAUGGAAGAAGUUUGGAACCACCAAGACUCUUCCUAGAGCUGGCCGCAUGGCCAAACUGAGCAAUUGGGGGAGAAGGAC